GCUCCUGAUCGGACUGUCCCUCUGGCGGCUGCCCACAACUACUUCCACAGGACAGCGGCCCAGAAGCGGCAGUGCUGUACUGGCUGGCCGGGGGGCUGCAACAUUCUGUGUGUUCUUAUCUGCUAUGCUGCUGGCAGACUCGGUGCCGGCGCUGGCGGGCAUCCUCGCGAACUUGCCUAUCGUGUCUGUGGCUGUCAUCAUGAUCCUGUGGAUGUCUCAAGGGGAGGAUGUGGCCAUGGCCUGCUUAGCGCCGAUGGUGCUCGGCAUGCUCUCGCCAUCGGCCUAUGCGAUGCCCCUUUGCCUUAG
Molecule: messenger RNA, 306 nt
Organism: Symbiodinium necroappetens
Lineage: Eukaryota; Dinophyceae; Suessiales; Symbiodiniaceae
Source: the annotation of a GenBank genome assembly